AUGAAGCGAUCAGACAGUGUGUCCAAAAGGUGGAGCGCUCAACUCCCGUCGGGACUUAAUCGAGGCAAUCCUUUUGCUAGCAACCGCAACAGUUACGCUGCUCCUUCCGGUGGCGAUGCAUUCUCAACUACACCUUCGUACAGGUUGAGUAGAGAAGGCUCAAGCCUCUCACCCUCGCGGCCCAGUUCAAGCCAUAGACCAGGUUCUAGCCACAGACCUAGUUCUAGCCAUAGCGAAGCGACCGUUGUUCAUCCCCCCAAGGACUACGAACGGCCGGCCACUCCUCCCGUUCCCGGCAGCAACAUCACGCGAUUGGAUGAAGGAGCUCGCAGACCGUCUCUCAGCCUUCAUACACGGUCUACUAGUACGAUUGAAAGAAGCGCGGAUUCUGGUUCAUUGCCUCCGACGAGUCCGUCAGUUUCGAGGACCAUGGACCCUAAGAGGUGGAGCCCGACCAAAGCCACCUGGCUAGAAAGUGCAUUGAACCGUGAUGAAUCACCCAGACAUAAACGGCAGCCCUCCCAACAGUCACCCUGGGCCAAAGAUCGGCAAUCAAGAGGCAGCGUUGACCUAGGUCGGACUGCGAGCUUCAAAGAAGUCACACCCGUGGGACUUAUGCGCACUACCGCCCCUGGCACUCACUCCAAGACAUCAAGUAUUACCGGCAUCCCGGACUUAUUCUCCAGCCAAGAUGCAGGAAAGGCGAAAGAAGGGGAACCCGAACCCAUCCAAGAAAAUGCCGAUCCCAAGGAUCUUGAUUUACCACCAGCGGAGACGCCAGCAGAGAAAUCAACAGAGGUCGUUCCUUCGAGAGAGAGUUCUCCUACUAAGACAGUGGUAGAACCGGAGAAUAAAGAAGAUGAUGCUGCGAAGCCCAAACUUACACCAUCUGCCUUGAGCCCGAUCACCAAGACCACCAGCGAUGCGCCCUUGGCAUCUCCUCGCGAUCCGCUAUUGAAUAGGCCCAAACCCCUGUCUCCCGUGAUUGAUUUCCGAGCAAAUCUUCGGCGACGAGAAGUGGUCAAGGAUGAAGCGCCAAAGGCGGAACCGGAGUUUAAGAAUGUCUUUGGAAGGCUGAAGAAAGCAGAGUCCUCAAGCUAUGUACCGCCGGACCAGCUGAGAGAAAACAUACUCAAAGGCAAGGCCUCUCUCAGUGCAUCAAGCGGCCCAAAGAAAUCGCAGAAGGUGGACGAAUUAAAAGAUAGCAUCUUGAAGCAAAAAGAAGCAAUCAAAGCCGGCGGGGGCUCGUUGAGGCGCAAUACUGCUGGAGAGAAUGAUGCCCCCAUGAAAUUCAUUCCAGAAGCGAUUGCAAUGCGAAAUAAUUUGACUAAGUCCAGCAGUAUCAAAAGCAAUCUUUCAGCCGCUGAUACGUCGUCGCCACGAUCGCCACUCUCGCCUAGAGAGCCAGAUACACCAAAAAGUGCACAUGGUCCGCAGCUUUCUUCGCCUUUAUUCUCUGCUGGCGAUCGUAUUGAGGAACCCCAGAUUUCGCCGGCCAUCGCAGAAUCACAAAAGCCCGAUGUUGAUGAGAAGCAGACAGAGAUCGCGGGGCCGGAGUUGACAAACGAUGUGAAAGAAGAUGAGCAGGAGAUCACGGAUGAGGGGAACGUGAACGCUGAAGAAGAAUCGAAGGAGGAGGGCAUCAAUCCGGUGCGUUCUCUGCCACCGGGGGAUUCCAUGCAGGCUACGAGUGCGCCUGUCGUGACUGAGAGUCCUGCUGCUAAAAGUAAACUCGCAGGCCGAUUAAAUCCUGCCUUAGCGGGCCUUCUCUCCCGUGGUCCGCCCGCUGCAAUGGACCUGUCGAUGAGGGCUCCUUCUACCAACGGUGCCGUAGGAAGUAGCUUAGGGGUGGAGGAACCACAGGCUGCCGCACUCACUCAUCUGACAAAAGGUCGCGCGAGAGGACCAAAGAGACGUCUCCCUCAGGGUACUACACCGGAAGGUACGAACUCACUCUUCGAUGAAAACAAUUUUGUACCAGAGUCUCCGCCAACACCUUUGGAUGCACAGAGACCAGAACCAAUGUACCUGGAGUCAGGGGAGGAAAGUGAUGCUUCAGAGUUUUCAGCACCCCUGGACGCAGAAGAACCCGAAACCGUCGAAUCGCAACGAGAGAAGGAAAAGGAUGCUCCAGAGCCAACAGCGCCUGUGGAUGAGGAAAAGCCCGAAGCUGCUAUGCAAGUUAUGAGCCGAGUUACGAGCCCAGUCUGCGAGGGAAACCCUGGUGCACCAGAGCUGUCAGCACAUAUGGAUAAGGAGGAACCUGAAUCUGAACCUGCUAGCCCAGUACGAAAAGAUAUUUAUACUCCAGAGCCGUUAGCUCUUGUGGACGAAGAGAAGCCUGAAGCUAGGAGCCCAGCUCUAGAGGAGAAUAUCCAUAUCUUAGAGCCAUCAGUAUAUGUGGAUGAGGAGAGACUCGAAAUUACAAGCCCAGCCUACGAGAGGAAUACUGAUGCACCAGAGCCGUUAGCACCUAUGUACAAGGACGAGGAGGAGUCGGAACCUGCGAGCCCAGUCCAUGAGGAGAAUUUUGAUUUUCCACAGCCAUUAUCAUCGAUGCAUAAGAAGGGACCUGAAGUUACGAGCCCAGUUCGUGAGGACACCGCCGAUAUUCUACAACCGUCAAUAUAUGUGGACGAGGAUAGAUUCGAAGCCUUGAAUCCAGUCCGUGAGGAGAUUGCUGACACCCUACAACCGUCGGUUUAUGCGGAGGAAGGGCAAUUCGAAGCUUCGAGCCCAGUCUAUAAGGAGACUUUCGAGACACUAGAGCUGCCGGUACCUGUGCAUGAGGAACUCGAGUCUGCGAGCCCAGCCCGGGCAGGGACUAUCAAUGCCACGGAGCCUUCAGAUCUUGUGAACAAGAAGGAGCCUGAGGUUAUGAGCUCCUUGCCAGAGAUAAAGGACACGGUCCCGAGGUCACCAUCAGUCUUUUCGGAUGCACAGGGACCCGAAUCCCUGAGCUCUGCUCUAGAAGAGGAUGAUGAUGAUGAUGAUGCUUUCGAGUCAACCCUAGAUGCAAAGGAGGCCGAAGCCACAAGCCCAAUCGCUGAGGUGCACGUCCCGGAGAUGAAAGUCUCUGAAGCCUAUGAAACGCCUCUAAAAUCUCCGUCAAUCCCAGAUACACAGAGGCCAGAGUCUGUGCAUUCCUCUUCAGAGGAGAGGAGUCGUGUUCCCGAGCCACUAGCGCUGGAGGCAGAAGCCACAAGCCUAAUUCCUAAAGUGCAGACCCCUGAGAUCAAGGAAACGGCUCCGAAGGCCUUAUCUAUCUCUUCUGAUACACAGAGACCAGAAUCCCUGUACUCUGCGUCAGAAGAUAGUGAUGUCCCAGUGUCUCCAGUGCUGGAGGCAGUUCAGGCCGAAGCCAGAAAUUUAAUUCCUGAAGCGCUGACAUCCGAGGGGACGAUUUCUGAGGUUAAUAAAACAGCUCUGAAGUCCCCAUCAGUCUACUCAGGUACACAGAGACCAGAAUCCAUGUAUUCGUCUUCAGACGAGAGCGAUGCUCCAGAGUCUCCAGUUCUAGGCGCAGAGAAAGAUGAAGGCACAGGCUCGAUUCCUGAGUUACAGGUUUCUGAGGUGAAGAUCUCCAAGGUUGAUAAAGUGCCCCCUAAACCUUUAUCAAUCUCGUCGGAGACACAAAGACCUGGGUCUAUGUAUUCUUCUUCAGAAGAGAGUGAGGCCCCAGAAUCUCCAGUGCUGGGAGCUCAGGGGGCCGAGAAGCCUAGUACCGCGUACCCGUUUGCUAGAGUGCAGCUUUCCGAGGCAACGAUUUCUCAGGUCGACGAAGCAGCCUUGCAACCUUUAUCGACCUCUUCAAAUGCAACAAGACCGGAGUCUAUGUAUUCUUCAGACGAGAGCGAGGCCCCAGAAUCUCCAGUGCUGGGGGCUCAGGAGGCCGAGAAGCCUGGCACCACAUACCCGAUUCCUGAAGUGCAGCUUUCUGAGACAAGGAUAUCCACGGUCGACGAAACGGUCAUUCGGCCUCUAUCGAUCACGUCGGAGGCAGAGAGGCCGGAGUUUAUGUAUUCUUCUUCAGAAGAGAGCGAUGCUUUAGAAUCUCCAGUGCUGGGGGCUCAGGGAGCUGAGAAGUUUGGCACCACAUACCCGAUUCCUGAAGCGCAGCUUCCUGAGGCAAAGAUCUCCAAGGUCGAUGAAACGGUCAUUCAACCUCUAUCGAUCACGUCGGAGGCAGAGAGACCGGAGUCCGCGUAUUCUUCUUCAGAAGAGAGCGAUGCUCCAGAAUCUCCAGUGCUAGGCGCUAAAAAAGGUGAAGUCAAAAGCUCUAUCCCUGAGGUGAAGAUCUCUGAGACGGAUGAUAAGUUCUCAGAGUUCAGAUUAUCUCUCCCAGAUGUGCCGGCACCCACACACUCAGUCCCGGACGAGAACAAUGACGCUGUGAUUACUCCAGCACUGGAUGCAAAAGAAAACGAGAACACAAGCUCAAUCCCGGAGGUAAUUGUUGCCGAAGUGGACGGCACAGUUCCAGAGUCUCCAUCGGUCUUCUCAGAUGUACAGAGGCCAGCAUCGAUACACUCGGUUUCGGAAGAACACGACGAUAAGGCGGUGGAGUCUCUAGCACUGGAGGCAGAGAAAGUCAAGGCCACAAGUUCGCUCCCUGAGGUUACUACUCCCGAGGUGAAUGGCGCAGUCCCAGAGUCCUCAUCGCUCCCCCCGGCUACACAGGCGCCAGCACCCGCACACUUGGUUCCGGAAGAGAACAGCAAUAAGGCGGUGGAGUCCUCAGAAACGGAAGCAGACAAAAUCGAGGCCACAAGCUCAGUGUCUGAGAUUACUGUUGCCGAUAUGAAUCAUACAACUCCAGGGCUCCCAUCAGUCUUUUCAGAUGUGCAGAGACCAGCAUCGACACACUCUAUUACGGACGAGAACGAUAAUGAUACGCUGAGAUCCCCUUCACUGGAUACAGGGGAUUCCAAAGCUUUGUUCUCCGUCUCAGAAGGAAACGGGGCAGGUCCGACAUCCCCGGCAUCGUCUUUAUAUGCGCGAAGACCAGCAUCGACACACUCAGUUCCGGAGGGAAAUGAUGAUGAUACACUGAAGUCUCUAUCGCUGGAUGACAAGGAGCCCAAAGCUCUUUUCUCGGCUUCAGAAGCGAAUGAAGCAGCUCCGAAAUCUCCGGCAUCUUCUUUGAAUGCACGGAGACCUGUGUCGACACACUCGGUCUUGAAUGAGAACGAUAAUGAUUCUCAGAAGCCUCCAUCGCUGGAUGACGAGGAGCCCAAAGCUCUGUUCUCGGCUUCAGAAGCAAAUGAGGCAGCUCCAAAGUCCCCAGCAUCUUCUCUGAAAACACGGGGCCCAGUUUCACCCAUCGGUAGCCCGGGUGGUGUUUCCAGCGGCUGGCCACUUCCCGACACCCAAAUCAAACCGAAUGUUGAACCGAAAUCAAGCCCGAGCCAGCAUGAUUCGCCGGUGGCCAACAAGCCAACUGAAUUUAAGAGAAGCGUUCAUCGCUUGAUUGAGAGAGAGGCCGUGCAGAAGCCCGAUGAUGUGAGCUCCAAACCAUCAACAGCUUCGGCUAAGGCUGCUUCCCACAGUUCUUCCCCCAGUUGGGAGAACGCCAGUGCGUAUUUCAAGAGCUUAAGAAGUUCAUUCUCGGCUAAGCCUCCUUUGCCGCCAAAAACGGCACCACUGCCAUCGACCCCUAUGGCUAAUCAGACACGGAGCUCCCCAAUCCACUUCUCAUCACCUUCUCCGUCGCCUCUAAGGGGAAGCUUCAAAGAGAAUCAAAGCCAUGCACCUCCAACGCAGCAAAGAAGUGCUUCUUCGCUUUUUUCCACUAUCGGGUCACGAAGUUCGUCGCCCCGAGACAAAGCCUUGCCUUCUCCCCCUGUUCCCCCCAAGGGAUCCAGGGCCUCUGUUGACCGGUUUUCCUCGAGAUCCUCGACCUCGCUUGUACCUCAGGCCGAUGAAUCAUGGGAAGCCAUCUCUGAUUUCUUCAAGACCUUCCCAAAGUCGAGCGACCGCGUAAACAUCGACACUCAGUUGAUGCUGGCAGACAGGAGCGAUAACACAAAGAUCCGGACCCUCAAGAGACAACUGUGGGAGAUUACAGGCGAUGGAAAAAAGCAAGACCUGCCUGUUAAUCAGGAAUAUAUCUUGUAUGAAGGGAGCAUGUACCUGUGCAUGCAUCUUUUCGAAGCUGAUGGCACUGUGCGCUCUGAAGUGCACCUCUGGUGCGGUGACGACGUCCCCGAUGCAGCGGUAGAUGAUGCCCAGCCCUUCUCUCGCAAGGUCGCCAAGGAUAACGGGUCCAAGCUGGAGAUCAUCAAGCAAGGCAAGGAACCUGCUCGUUUCAUCCAGGCCCUGGGGGGAAUCCUCAUCACUCGCCGCGGCUCGAGCUCCCGGUCCAGUUCCUCCGCCAUUUUCAUGCUCUGCGGGCGCAAGCAUCUCGGCCAGAUGGUGUUCGACGAAGUCAACUUCUCGCCCAGCAGCUUGUGCUCCGGUUACCCCUUCGUGAUCUCUGCCAUGUUCGGCAAACUCUUCCUCUGGAAGGGUAAGGGCAGCUCGGCAGAAGAGAUCGGUGCGGCUCGCCUGAUCGGUAUGGACCUUGGCUUGACUGGCGAAUUCGAGGAAGUGGCCGAGGGCGAGGAACCAGCGAGCUUCUUUGAGGACUUCAUCCAGUACGAGCGGAAGACAAGCAACGACAGCAUCAACUACUGGCAGCUGAAGCCCAAUCUUGAACGUUACCGCUCGCGCCUUUUCCGCAUUGACCAUGAGCUGGGCCAGCGUUCAGGAUUCUGGAUGCGCUCACCUUCACCAGUCAUCCGGCCAAAUGACACCGUCCAAGAGGUGGAGCCCUUCUGCCAGAAAGACAUUACUCCCAAGGGGAUCUACGUCCUUGACACAUUCUUCGAGAUCUACGUAAUCGUGGGCGAGCAAGCAUCCAACCGCCCUGCCGAAUUCGCAUCCGCGGUAGUCCUAGCGCACGAGUAUGGCAUUCUAGCUGCAUCGCUCCAAGAUCGACCUUUCAUCCCAAAGAGUUUCGUCUCCCUGGGUGGAGUUCCAGAGUCUUGCAGCAGUGCGUUCCGGAAAUGGAACCCGAACUCUCCCUCUCAAUGCCUGCCCCAGGUGUUCCCCCUCAACGCAGCUAUUGAAUCCAUUCGGUCUCCCUAGUUUGCUUUCGGUUUCUUUCUUUUCGUUUCUUUUCUCUCCUUCUUGUCCUUCCUCGUCUGGUCUUUUAGACUUACUCGAGUGCGGUUAAUUGAUGGGAGGGUGCGGAUGAGGCAAUCCUUUUGUGCAUAGGUGUGGAUGAGGGAUGGGAGUUGGGCGGAUGUUGCGGUUCUUUUCUUCGUUGCUUUAUUUCGCUGGAGAUAUUGGCAUUCUUUGUGUAUGAUAAUUCAUUUCCGUCGCUGGGGUUCAUAGACCACUUUGAUCGGCACUGG
Molecule: messenger RNA, 7397 nt
Organism: Aspergillus ibericus CBS 121593
Lineage: Eukaryota; Fungi; Ascomycota; Eurotiomycetes; Eurotiales; Aspergillaceae
Product: putative gelsolin repeat protein
Exons: 3
Coding region: 1-7128 (2375 amino acids)
Biological process (GO): actin filament severing; barbed-end actin filament capping
Molecular function (GO): phosphatidylinositol-4,5-bisphosphate binding; actin filament binding
Source: RefSeq, a predicted model, not a curated record